Messenger RNA from Megalobrama amblycephala (Wuchang bream), 2870 nucleotides. RefSeq names its product transforming growth factor beta receptor 2b (gene tgfbr2b). Lineage: Eukaryota; Metazoa; Chordata; Actinopteri; Cypriniformes; Xenocyprididae. Gene Ontology annotation, molecular function: activin binding; metal ion binding; type I transforming growth factor beta receptor binding. The coding region runs from base 224 to 1894 and encodes 556 amino acids. Gene Ontology annotation, cellular component: plasma membrane; signaling receptor complex. The record is from RefSeq and is a predicted model, not a curated record. Gene Ontology annotation, biological process: transforming growth factor beta receptor signaling pathway; heart development; protein phosphorylation. The transcript is spliced from 7 exons.
GCCCACAGAUUCCCUCACUGUGACUGUUCACUUCAGCAGCAUGAGACGCUCUCCUUCACUCUGGAUCAGACGCUAAAAUUACUACGCUUUCUGGUCAAACAACGCCAGCUUGAUCACGUUUACAUUAAUGCGAGGGCUACGGGCAGGAUUGCGUUUCUAAUGGAGCAAUAUCGGCUUUCUCUGCUAUGUUGGGGGACUUUUUUGAUUUCUACAGUUGUCCUGGAUGGGAACGCAGUCGGUGAGUGAAUGUCUUGACACUUCUCGCGCGCUCCUCAACUUGGCAGAUGGGAUGCAUCCUUUACAUCAUCCGUUUCGGCUUCCUCAACUGUGUAAGUUCUGUGACUUGGAGGUCUCCAAUUGUAACGGCACCGGCACCUGUGACACCAACUGCAGCAUCACGUCCAUCUGUGCCCAGCCUGAUGAGAUCUGUGUAGCUAUCUGGAGGAAAAUUAAUGACAACACCACGAUUGAGACAUUGUGCCACAAACCCUCUGAGCCCCUCUACGGCAUCAUGGUGGAGAACUACAACAACACCAAGUGUGAAAUGAGAAAGAGGAUGUCAAACAGAGGCCCUUUCCACAUCUGCUCCUGCAACGCCGAAGAGUGCAACGACAAGCUGAUAUUCACACUCCCUAUUGGUCCAGACCCCACGAAUAACCAGGUGGUGUUGGUGAUCCUGGUCAGUUUGCUGCCCCUCCUGGUUCUGGCUGUGCUGGUCAUCGCCUCCUUCUACUGGUAUCGCAUGUACCGUCGCCGCAAACUUGAUGAGUGGGAGACCAAGAAGCCAUCCAAACGCAAGGGCCCCAAAGGCCCGCUGGACUGUAGUGACGCCUGCGCCAUCAUGAUGGACGACGACCGUUCGGACAGCAGCUCCACGCACGCCAACAACCUCAACCACAACACAGAACCUUUGCCCAUUGAGCUGGACCUUCAAGUAGGCAAGGGCCGCUUCGCUGAGGUUUACAAAGCCAAACUGAGACAAAGCCCCUCGGAACAGUUUGAGACGGUGGCGGUAAAGAUCUUCCCCUACGAAGAAUACGCAUCCUGGAAGAACGAAAAGGACAUCUUCUCGGACAUCGAUCUGAAGCACGAGAACAUUCUACACUUCUUGACUGCCGAGGAGAGGAAGGUGGAGAAACAGUACUGGCUGAUCACCGCCUAUCACCCACGCGGGAACCUGCAGGAGUACCUCACGCGCCACCUCAUCAGCUGGGAGGAUCUAAGAGUGCUCGGGGGCUCGCUGGCCCGGGGUGUGGCUCAUUUGCAUAGUGACCACACCCCUUGCGGGAGGCCCAAAGUGCCCAUCGUCCACCGAGAUCUGAAGAGCUCUAACAUCCUGGUGAAGAAUGACCUCACUUGUUGCCUCUGUGACUUUGGGCUUGGCCUCCGUCUUGACAACUCACUGUCAGUGGAUGACUUGGCCAACAGUGGGCAGGUGGGUACAGCCAGGUACAUGGCUCCAGAAGUGCUGGAAUCGAGGAUCAACCUUGAGAACAUCGAGUCAUUCAAGCAAACCGAUGUCUACUCCAUGGCCCUGGUACUGUGGGAGAUCACGUCCAGGUGUAAUGCCAUCGGUGAGGUUAAGGACUACGAACCUCCAUUCGGCUCUAAAGUCCGAGAGCACCCCUGUGUGGAGAGCAUGAAAGACAACGUGCUACGAGACCGGGGCAGGCCAGAGAUCCCCAACAGCUGGAUGAAACACCAGGGUGUGGCUACAGUCUGUGCCACCAUCAACGAGUGCUGGGACCACGAUCCCGAGGCCCGGCUCACGGCGCAUUGUGUGGCCGAGCGCUUCAACGACAUGGACGACGACCUAGACAAGUUGUCCACCUGCAGCAGCUCCGAGGAGAAGAUUCCAGAAGAUUGCUCUGUGAGCGUGAGCGAUGACAAAUGAGAGCGAGAGAGAGGAAGGUCACUCUCUCUCUGCAAAAACUGAAUGUUUGGAUCCUUCCAUUGAGAUGGAGUUGGAAGAAUAUGGCCUUUUCAUUAAGCUUUGUUUCAUAACCAAAGAUUUCAUGCACUUUAUCAGAUUAUGCAUAGCUCACACUGAGGAAGGUCAGGCUACUGCGCAAGAGGAGCUGGACAGACGCUGGGUUUUCUCCUCUGACAGCUGACCAAGAGCCAAAUGUAAUCAGGAAAAUGUUUUGCCUCGACACUAAAGAUUCAUAGGAGAUUGUAAGACUUUCUACAGAUCAGUUCAGGAUUUUCUGGAUUUAUGAAAGAAUGUGUUUGGUGAGAGAUUUGUGUGUUUGUGUGCACGAGUGUGUAAGAAUACUAGCGUGUGUGUGUGUGUUUGUAUGUUUGGUGUUGCUUUUACCGAGAAGUGUAUUGUUCUUGCUAGCCAAAGAAAAAGUAUGUUGUAAAUACUGUUCAACCCACACUAUUGAGAGAGCCAAAAAAGGGAAGAAUAUGCUGUACAUACCUAGGGCUGGGCAGUAUAUCGCGUUUGUACGGUAUACCAAUAUAUUUUUAUAAACUAAAUAGGAUGAGGCAAUACUGUUUAUAUCAAUACGUGGUGUUUUCCUCAGUGCAUCGCUUGCAUUUCACAGGUAUAUUCUUAGAAGAUCAUGCAUUUUACUGUCAGGAGUGGACGAGCCUUAUGCAAGAUAGACUUCACAGACUUCAGUGAACGAGCGCUGCCAUGCGCCAAUCCGUCAAAAAUACAGAGAUAUGAUUUUUUUUGGCCAUAUUGCCCAGCCCUACACAUACCAAAAAAAUUUGUUAAUCGAACAGUAUUUUUAAAAUCACAAAACGCCUCAUAUGUUCACAUAUUCUGGGUAUUGAAUUGUGCCUCUCUUUUACUACUUUUUAUGUAAUAUAUUGUAAAUCUUUGAUUAAAAUACAUUUAUGUACAGUAUUGACACUAAAAA